UGAAAAAGACAAUUUUAUCAGUACAGCACACUUCAUUUGAAUGUGUGACUAAUAAUUAACCAAUAAUAUUGUUAACGCUCUAUUGACUUUAAUGAUCAUUAAAGCUUAUUCCUCUUUGACAGGAGCCUUUAAAAAAUCCCGUUUCGACUUUAGCUAAAAACUCGCCCCACAAAAAGCGCUCAUCUACUUUGUAAUUGAGAACACGUGACUAAUCGCUGUAGUAACGCGGAGGAAGAAAAGAAUCGUUAAUACCGCACUUUAAUUUCAAGGGUGGUUUUCUGAGCAGACAACAAACACUGUAAAACGUAAUUUCUUUGUGAAAUGCAAAUCGAAAUAGAACGUAAACAAACGGAAAUAGCCAAACAAUUACUUAAAGCUGUUGUAAAAUCUGGUGGUGGACUGGGGGCGUGUAAACGUUCUGGAUUGUUCGGUUUGUGUACUCGGUCAUUGUACAAAGUAUACGUUACGAACAAGUCAAGCAUUGUUGAGAAUAAUCAAUGUGUGGGAGAACGGGAAUAGUAGGGAAUAUUUAGGCGGCGGGUUUAAACCUGCCCAUUGGCCACACUGUUGCGAGCCAGUUGCAGUUCACUUUUGCUUGCAGAAGGGGUUGUAAGUCUGGCGAACGUUCAGUUUGGAUGUUGGAAGCGGAUAUUCGAUCUGUGAAAAAAUCGCAAUGGUCCCGAAGUGGUGGGGGGAGGUGGUCAGGUGAUGUCACGCUCAACAUGAAACUGCGAUACGCUCUAAUCUUCCUCACAGCUCUUGCUAUUGUUACAUAUCAUCAUGUGCAGAAGGAGUUUUUUGGUCCACGACUUGAAACAAUGGUUAUAUACGAGAACUACUAUGCCAAUGAGAGAGACCCGGAGGUGUCAUGUCAGUUCCCCAUUCUGCAUCCAUUUGACGAAUCCAUUCUUCCUCAUGUCAAGAUAGCAAAGCCUAUCAGGUGCUUUGCUCGUAACAAAAUUCUUACAAUGAUAGAUGAGGAGGGAUACCUGAAGUACAAUAAAUCUGGCCUUGUCGAAGGUGGCUAUGACAUUGAUUCUCCUCCUAGCUGUUAUUUCCAGGAGAUCUUCCGGGCUCCUAAGAGUGACUUUGAUGUCAUCUACAGCAAUCCCACCCUGAUGAAAGGUUGUGACCAGCUACAAUCAGACUUUGUGUUUGUCGAGUGUUAUAACUUUGCUGGAAUCAGCAUCUACCAGAAUUUCCAUGCCAGUGUUCAGCGCAAUCAAUCUGUUAGAAAGUUCAAGAACGAUGUGGAGCUCAGCGUGGCAGUGAUAGGACUAGACUCUAUGUCCCGGCUGAACUUUAUGCGCCAGUUGCCACUCUCAUACCGAUACAUCACCGAUGUGAUGGAAGGCGUUGUACUGCUGGGGUUCAACAAGGUGGGAGAGAACACAUUCCCCAAUUUAGUGCCGAUGUUGACAGGUAGAGCGAGUGCCUGGGGAGCCUACUAUCACUACGAGAACUGGCCAUUUGUCUGGAAGCAGUUUGCUGAUGAAGGUGCUGCCACAAUGUAUUCAGAGGAUCUGCCUCAGUUCAACAUGUUUGACUAUCUCUCCACUGGUCUGCAGCACCAGCCGACUGUACAUUAUAUGCGCACGUUCUGGCUGGCUGUGGAGAAAUCAUUGUUAUAUCGUAUGUCCUCUACCUUCUGCCUCGGCGCCAGACCGAAGCAUGUCAUCUACUUCCACUAUCUCCUCUCAUUCCUGCGGGUUUAUCGAAAUUCUCCCGCCUUCCUUUUCUCUCUGUUCAACGAAGCUAGCCACGAUUAUGUGAAUACCGUUGGGGCAAUAGAUCAAGAUCUCAGAGAUUUCCUCAAUGCGAGUGUCACAGAAGGCUUGUUCAAUCGUACAGUGGUUCUGAUCUUGGGUGACCAUGGAAACCGCAUCGACCCGAUUCGUCUCACUGAUGUUGGUCGGAUUGAAGAUCGAAUGCCGAUGGUAUCUGUAGUCAUGCCUAAAUGGACUGAUAAGAUCUAUCCAGGUUGGAGGGAGGCAUUGCAGAAGAACAGUAAAAGAUUGUUGUCAAGUUAUGACAUACAUGGAACAUUUUUAGACGUUUUAUCGACGUUGCAGAAGCCAGGAUCUAUAGAUGUCCAAAGUGUUUUUGAAUUUGAAAAACUCAAAGAGACCGGUUUAGAUAUUAGAUGGGCAAAACAUUUCAGUGCGAAGAGUCCCGAAAUGUCCUUUUUCCAACCAGUUCCACUCGACAGAACCUGUUCCGAAGCAGGAAUUCCGGACUGGUUCUGCGUCUGCCAGACUGACCAGGAGAAGCUUUCAUUGGACGAUGCCAGGAGUAUAUCAGCGGCACAAACUGUUGUGAAGCACUUCAAUGAGGAUUUAUUACAUGGACUGACACAAUGUGCAACACAAGAAUUGACUGCAGUCGAGUCGGCAGUGAUGACACAACACAGAAAACACACUAGUGAAUACAGAGUACAAGUUAUGUUCCGUACGAGGCCUGGUGAUGGUGUGUUUGAAGCGAGUGUUGAUGUGAAAGUUACAGAUGGGCGAGAGGAGAGGAGAGUUGUGGGGGAACUUUUGCGGAUCAAUCGUUACGGAUCACAAGCGGACUGUCUACCAGCGGAAUUGCGUGCUAAUUCUACAAUACUACGUGGUGUAUGUUACUGCAAGUAAUUGACCUACAUUCCUCGUGUACCUGGGAGACUUUCAUUCUCACAUUCUAAUUAGAAAUGAGGUUCAGCCUUAUUCUAAUUUAUACUGAUUCUUUAAUUUCAUCUAUAAGCGUACCAAGAACAUGUUACACAUUUAAGUAUCAUAUUUAUUACUUAUAUCAUUUAAUAGUAUUAAAAACAUACUUAAAAAGCUUAAACAAUAAUUUUAAAAGAAUGUAGAAACAAAUUAAAACAUUUAUUAAAUUAGACAUUUCAAAAUAACAAAACAAUUAUUUUAAUAGUAAAAGUUCAACAAUCUGAAAUAAUGUGAUUGUUUAAUGCGUCAAUACUAUUUCAAAUAGUAUCUUACUUGUAUGUUUUUUUGUUCAGAAAAUUAAAAAUAUGAAAAAAACAAGUUACCUUUUUUCAAAGGUAAUUUAUUGUAACAAGGCUGGUUUUAGUAGUCUAUUAAAUGCACAGUUUAUGUUGAACUGAAAACAUUACUUAUAUUACCAAGAACAAUAUCGCUUAUAACCUAACUAGUCAGUAUUUUUAAGUAAACUGUUUUUUUAUAUAUAAAUGUAAGAAUUUUAGUGUUGGUAUAUGUGUAACAAAUUAGAUCUUUCAGACACAGGUCAUAUUGUUUGUUAUGAAAUGAAGUUCAUUGUUUUUUUUUUUAGGAUUUUUCUCUUUAUUUACUGAAAGUUAGAACUCUUAGUCAACUUGCAUAAAUGUCAGUUGUUUGUGAUAUUGGUCAAUAAACUAGUUUAUAGAAAUAUUUUUAUACAUCUGUGUGACUUAGACUAUUUACAUUUAAUAUUGAAAACAUGUCUGUGAAAUCACAUUUCUGCACAGAUCUAGCAGUUAAUUGGAAAUUAUUUUUGCAUUUAAAGUGAUUUUCAUGAAUGAACAGUUACAAGCCAAUAAGAGUAUUACAUUAUUUGUCAUAAUAUACAGAAAAUGAAAAGAAGCAAAUACAUUUAUAAAACACAGCAUUAUUGAUUUUUUUAUAACUAUUACAGGCAUUUGCUUAAAAGAGUCUAAAAAAGGAUAUGCAGCAAAUUUUUAGUUGCAGCCUUUUUAUCAGUCAAUUUUCUACUUAAAUAUAAAACUACAAGACUAUGGGCUAACCUACACCCCUUUCUUCUAAUAUCAUCAACUGCCUGUCUUAUACAUCAAAAAGUCUAUAUAGAUUCACAUCUGUUUUUGUGAAGAUUAUUGAUAAUUAAAUGUACAAAGUUGAAGUGUUUGAGCAAGUUAAAAUCUUUUCACUGAGUAAAUAAAUCAAGGACAGGCAUUAAAUUAACAAUAUUUUAAUUUAAUGGUGGUAAUUUAUAACCUUAAGUCUUUCCAAAACUCCAUGUAUGCUUGCUUGGCAGCUUGUACAGAAUAUAAAUUGCUUUCUGUGUAGCCACCACGGUUCCUGCUCUAUUAUAUUUAUAAUUAUUUAUAAAAUUCUAAAGUUUUGGUCACUUAAGAUCAGGCUGUCUACACAGUAUUUUAUACGUUGAAGUAAUCUAAAUGUUGUCAGGCUUUAACUGGUUUAGUUCAAAAAAAUUAUAGAACGUUUAAUUAAGUUAACAACAAUGUUGGAGUUAUUAUGUUUGACUUGUCCCAUUAAUACGAUAACGAGCUGUGUUGUGAUGCCUUGCCUGUUUUGUGCCUUUGCAAGGGACCAUGCAUCUGUGACUUGUCAAUGUUACCAAUAAAUCAUCUAUUUCUUUA
This is a messenger RNA of Homalodisca vitripennis (glassy-winged sharpshooter), 4336 nucleotides long. RefSeq lists its product as uncharacterized. The coding region runs from base 636 to 2633 and encodes 665 amino acids. The transcript has 10 exons. Lineage: Eukaryota; Metazoa; Arthropoda; Insecta; Hemiptera; Cicadellidae. The record is from RefSeq and is a predicted model, not a curated record.